Molecule: messenger RNA, 1758 nt
Organism: Chlamydomonas reinhardtii
Lineage: Eukaryota; Viridiplantae; Chlorophyta; Chlorophyceae; Chlamydomonadales; Chlamydomonadaceae
Exons: 6
Coding region: 284-1267 (327 amino acids)
Biological process (GO): triglyceride biosynthetic process
Cellular component (GO): endoplasmic reticulum membrane
Molecular function (GO): diacylglycerol O-acyltransferase activity
Source: RefSeq, a predicted model, not a curated record
AGAACUGAACGCGCCAUCUGCUGGAUAGCGAGACAAGAAUUCGCUUGCACAAUCAUUGGGCGGGAAGCUUUCCUCGGGUGUUCGCAAAGCUCCCAUGGAGUUCUUUAUUAAAGCAUGUAACUGACAAUCAGUAUAACUAGCCUAGUUACGUAGCGCAAUCCAUGCUUGCUUGCAAAGUUGUAAACCAGUAAACGAGCGUCGCUUUUAUUUCCAUUCUUCAAGGAGUGCUGUAUGAGUCUAUAAACCAGUCAGGAGCUUGCCUCUUUCUUAGGGCCGAACGAGAAUGCCGCUCGCAAAGCUGCGAAACGUGGUGCUGGAGUACGCGGCCAUAGCCAUCUACGUCAGCGCCAUCUACACCUCGGUGGUGCUGCUGCCCUCGGCGCUCGCGCUGUUCUACCUGUUUGGGGCCACCAGCCCCUCGGCCUGGCUGCUGCUAGCCGCCUUCCUGGCCCUCACCUUCACGCCGCUGCAGCUGACCACCGGUGCGCUGUCGGAGCGGUUCGUGCAGUUCAGUGUGGCGCGGGCGGCGGCCUACUUCCCCACCCGCGUGGUGGUCACGGACCCGGAGGCCUUCCGCACUGACCGCGGCUACUUGUUCGGAUUCUGCCCGCACUCGGCUCUGCCCAUCGCACUGCCCAUCGCCUUCGCCACCACCUCGCCGCUGCUGCCCAAGGAGCUGCGCGGCCGCACACACGGCUUGGCGUCGUCCGUGUGCUUCAGCGCGCCCAUAGUGCGGCAGCUGUACUGGUGGCUGGGCGUGCGGCCCGCCACGCGGCAGAGCAUCAGCGGCCUGUUGCGGGCGCGCAAGGUGGCGGUGCUGGUGCCGGGGGGCGUGCAGGAGGUGCUCAACAUGGAGCACGGCAAGGAGGUGGCCUACCUCUCCAGCCGCACCGGCUUCGUGCGACUGGCCGUGCAGCACGGCGCGCCGCUGGUGCCAGUGUGGGCGUUCGGCCAGACGCGCGCGUACAGCUGGUUCCGGCCGGGGCCGCCGCUCGUGCCCACGUGGCUCGUGGAGCGCAUCUCACGUGCCGCCGGCGCCGUACCCAUCGGCAUGUUUGGGCAGUACGGCACGCCCAUGCCGCACCGCGAGCCCCUCACCAUUGUGGUGGGUCGCCCCAUCCCGGUGCCGGAGCUGGCGCCGGGCCAGCUCGAGCCCGAGCCCGAGGUGCUGGCGGCGCUCCUCAAGCGCUUCACGGACGACCUGCAGGCGCUGUACGACAAGCACAAGGCGCAGUUCGGCAAGGGCGAGGAGCUGGUCAUAAUGUAGGCGCGGGGAGGCGGGGCCGGGGAGGUGUGGUGGAUGGGUGGUGGUGGUGGUGGGGCGCUGGUGCCGUGGUUGUGUGGGGAGAGGGCGCAGCGCAGGUUAUUGCGGCUGCGCCGUGAGAGGUUGACCGGUAAAGAAGCAGGUGUGCCGGGCACCAGGAGUUCUAAAUUCUCAUUUUUGUACGGCCCACUCGGCAGAAAGCUAGCGUAUAGAGAGGCAAAGAGCGGAAGCAGGUGGUGAGGGAAAGAACUGAAUGCUGAUGUCUCAAGACUAAAACUGUUAGUGCUGGUGUGGAAGGCUGGAGCCCGGAGGGCACGUGUAUGUGGCGUGAGUGCAUUUGCCAGAUGGAAGGUGGAGUGGUUGCACCGGUGCCUCCUAAUGGUGGUGUGGAACCUAGCUGUCGCGGGUGUUUGACAUGCAUGCAAGGCCGGGUGCAUUAAGCCCAGUGGACCGCAAGCGGUUCGAUGCAGCAACACGUGCAAGCCAGGCUUGAG